CACCCAAACAUUAUCUUCCCCCAAAAACUUGUUUAUGUUGAGGUAUGCACCGCUUGUCGUCCGUUCUUUCGUUCUAAAUUUCACUUAAAGAGGUAUUCAUAUGGUGCUUGUUCACGUUUUGAGAAGUCUAUCGUCACCAGACACAUCUUGAGAAUGGAGGGUGGCAAAGCUACUUCAACCAAUACGAGAAGCACAGAAUUUAUUACGAAAUCGCUUUUAGCAGGAGGUGUGGCAGGUAUGUUUUCAAAAACAACUGUUGCCCCACUUGAUCGAGUAAAAAUUCUUCUUCAAGCUCACAACCGGCACUACAAGCAGCAUGGUGUGUUUUCUGGACUGGCAAAAAUAGUCAAAUUUGAAAACCUGUGGGCACUGUAUAAAGGCAAUGGAGCCCAGAUGGUCAGGAUAUUUCCAUAUGCUGCUACUCAGUUCACCUCUUAUGAGGUCUACAAACCCUUGAUUGGAAAUUUGAUGGACCAACAUCAUUUAUCCAAAUUUUUUGCUGGAUCUGCUGCUGGCAUUACAGCUGUGCUACUUACUUACCCACUUGACACAAUUCGAGCAAGACUUGCCUUCCAAAUAACUGGUGAGCACAAAUACUCAGGAAUUACACAUACUGCUAUCACCAUGUUCAAAGAGGAAGGUGGAAGCAGAGCUUUAUAUCGUGGUUUCACACCCACUGUCCUUGGCAUGAUACCAUAUGCAGGAUUGUCAUUUUACUGUUUCGAGGGACUCAAAUAUUGUUGCAUGAAACACAUCCCUCAGUGGACAUGUGAGCCUUGCCCAAUCAAUUCCGGUGGUCUUGUCCUGAAACUGUGGGCUAAGCUGCUAUGCGGGGGAUUCGCUGGUGCCAUUGCUCAGAGCUUCGCAUAUCCAUUUGACGUGACAAGAAGGAGGAUGCAACUGGCGCAAAUGACUCCCGACAAACAUCGCUGGAGGGGACUCGGCAUGUUUGGAACUUUAAAUCAAAUCUACAAGCAAGAAGGCAUAAUCUACGGGCUCUACAGAGGAAUGUCCAUUAAUUAUUUACGUGCCAUCCCCAUGGUCGCCGUUUCUUUUACCUCUUACGAGCUGAUGAAGCAGCUGCUCAAUUUAGACACGGGUAUCAAGAUAGAGUGAUUUGGUAGGUUUCGUCGUAAAAGUCGUUCAAUCCCCGUUAAGGGGACGUGUCAUCGAUUUUUAAAUAUAAUAUGAACUGUUUCUUUUCGAAAAAUCAAAUAAGUAUGAUAGUCCAUAAUGCCGACGCCAUGGAAUUGUAAAAUUGUUUAGACAAAUUGUUCAUUAAGUCCCAAAUUGCUAUCCAGAAAAUGCCCUGAUUGCAAUGCAUUUGACAAUGAACAAACACACAAUGUUUGCUCAAAAGUUUUCAAUGUAGAAAAAAAAACCUGUACAAUAAUCGAAAUAGCAUAUUAUAGACUAUUCUUUUUA
Molecule: messenger RNA, 1425 nt
Organism: Daphnia carinata
Lineage: Eukaryota; Metazoa; Arthropoda; Branchiopoda; Diplostraca; Daphniidae
Product: solute carrier family 25 member 16-like
Exons: 7
Coding region: 154-1116 (320 amino acids)
Biological process (GO): transmembrane transport
Cellular component (GO): mitochondrial inner membrane
Source: RefSeq, a predicted model, not a curated record